This is a messenger RNA of Hyaena hyaena (striped hyena), 3899 nucleotides long. Its product is annotated as zinc finger protein 84-like. Gene Ontology annotation, molecular function: RNA polymerase II cis-regulatory region sequence-specific DNA binding; DNA-binding transcription factor activity, RNA polymerase II-specific. The record is from RefSeq and is a predicted model, not a curated record. NCBI's taxonomy places the organism in Eukaryota, Metazoa, Chordata, Mammalia, Carnivora, Hyaenidae. Gene Ontology annotation, biological process: regulation of transcription by RNA polymerase II. Gene Ontology annotation, cellular component: nucleus.
GAGUGGCAGCUACUGGACCCCAUUCAGAGGAACCUGUAUCAAGAUGUGAUGUUGGAAAAUUAUAGCAACCUAGUAUCAGUGGGGUAUCAAGUUACCAAAGCAGAUGCAUUUUACCAGUUGGAACAAGGACCACCAUGGAUAACAGAGGAAGAAAUUCAGAGUCAGAUUUAUCCAGACGACACCUGGCAAGUGGACACGGACACAGACUGGCACCAAGAAAACCAAGGCAACCUUGAAAUUAUGGAGAGUCACCACAUAAAUAAUCCAUUUAGAAAAAUAUUGUCUCUAAGCUUAAACUUUGAUAUCCCUUUAGCACAAAGAUCCCAUACAUUUGACAUACUUGGGAAACAUCUGAAACCUAAUGUAGAGUACACUCUUCAGAAUAACAGCUAUGCAAGAAACGAAGUGGAAUUUAAUGGCUACGACCAAGUAGUUCUUUUUACCAAGCCUGAGAAAAUUCAUACUGGAGAAAAAUACAAUGAAUUUAAUGAACAUUUAAAGGCUUUCAGCCACGAGUCACACCUUAUUAAACUUUGGAAGACUCGAGCAGGAGAGAAACAGUAUAACUGCAGUGACUGCGGGAGAGUCUUUUCCCAGAAGUCAGACCUCGUUAAGCAUCAGAGAACACACACAGGAGAGAAGCCCUAUGGUUGCAGUAGAUGUGAGAAAGCCUUCAGCCUGAAGUCCCACCUCAUUUUACAUCAGAGAACCCACACAGGAGAGAAACCUUACGAAUGCAAUAAAUGUGGGAAAGCUUUUACGGAUAAGUCAUGCCUUAAUAAACACCAGAGAACGCACACGGGAGAGAAAUGGUUUGAGUGUCGUGUAUGUCAGAAAAGCUUCAGUGAUAAGUCACAACUCACCUCACAUCAAAGAGCUCAUACAGGAGAGAAGCCCUACAGGUGUGGUGAGUGUGAGAAGAGCUUCAGCAACAAGUCACAGCUCAUUAUUCAUCAGAGAUCUCACACAGGAGAGAAACCUUAUGGUUGUGACGACUGUGGGAAGACAUUCCCCCUUAAGUUUAGCCUCAUUUUACAUAAAAAAACUCAUACAGGGGAAAAACCUUAUGGAUGCAGUGACUGUGGAAAAGCCUUCAUCCAGAGAUCUGAGCUCAUUAGACAUCAGAGAACUCACACAGGAGAGAAACCUUAUCAUUGCAGUGAGUGUGGAAAAGGCUUCAGUGUAAAGUCACUCCUCAAUACUCACUGGAGAACUCAUACAGGAGAGAAACCCUACGCGUGCAAUGAAUGUGGAAAAACGUUCUCCAUCAAGUUUAGUCUCAUCCUCCAUCAAAGAACACAUACGGGUGAGAAACCUUAUGAAUGCAGUCAGUGUCAGAAAGCUUUCACCCAAAAGUCACACCUCACUAUUCAUCAGAGGUCUCACACUGGAGAGAAACCUUAUGAGUGCAGUGAAUGCCACAGAGCCUUCAGCCGAAAGUCCUAUCUCCUCAUUCACCAGAGAAUUCACUCAGGAGAGAAACCUUAUGAAUGCCUCCAGUGUGGGAAGACUUUCUCACAAUUUAGCCUUAUUAUUCAUCAGAGAGUCCAUACAGGAGAGAAACCCUAUGGAUGCAGUGAAUGUGGGAAAAUGUUUCCUAUCAAGUUCAGCCUCAUUCUGCAUCAGAAAACACAUACAGGAGAGAAACCCCACGAAUGCAGCGAAUGUCAGAAAUGUUUUGCCCAGAAGUCACAUCUUAUUAUUCAUCAAAGAACUCACACAGGAGAGAAACCUUAUGGAUGCAGUGACUGUUGGAAAACUUUCUCCCACAAAUUCAGCCUCAUUUUACACCAGCGAGUUCACAAAGGAGAGAAGCCCUAUGAGUGCUGUGAGUGUGGGAAAGCCUUCCUCAGGAAAUUUCAGCUCACUGAACAUCAGAAGACUCAUACAGGAAAUAAACCCCAUGGAUGCAGUGUAUGUGGGAAAGCAUUCUCCAGAAAGUUCAAGCUGACUGAACACCAGAGAACUCACACAGGAGAGAAACCUUAUGAAUGUACUGAAUGUGACAAAGCCUUCUGCAGGAAGGCAGAACUCAUUAUACAUCAGAGAAAUGAAAGAGGCGAAAGGCCCCAUCAAUGCAAUGAAUGUGGAAAAGGUUUUGCCAGAAAAUCACAACUCAUUCUACAUCAGAAAACUCAUACAGGAGAGAAAUCUUAUAUAUGCAGUGAAUGUGGAAAAGGUUUCAUUCAGAAGGGCAAUCUUCUUAUACAUCAGAGGACUCAUACUGGAGAGAAACCCUAUGGAUGCACUGAAUGUGGUAAGGCCUUCAGCCAGAAGGCCUGCCUCAUAGCACAUCAGCGAUUUCAUACAGGAAAGACUCCCUUUGUAUGUAGUGAAUGUGGAAAAUCUUGUUCACAGAAAUCAGGACUCAUUAAACAUCAGAGGAUUCACACAGGAGAGAAACCCUAUAAAUGCAAUGACUGCGGGAAAGCCUUCACUACAAAGACCAUGCUCACUGUCCAUCAAAGAACUCAUACAGGAGAGCGACCCUAUGGCUGCAAUGAAUGUGGGAAAGCUUUCUCGCACAUAUCAUGCCUUCUCACUGAACACCAGAGAACUCAUACUGGCGAGAAGCCCCAUGAAUGUAACGAAUGUGGAAAAGCCUUCUCCAGGAAGUCACAGCUUAUGGUACAUCAGAGAACUCAUACAGGAGAGAAACCCUAUGGAUGCAAUGAGUGUGGAAAAGCCUUCAGCAGGAAGUGCCGGCUCAAUAGACACCAGCGAUCUCACACUGGAGAGAAACUCUAUGGAUGCAGUGUGUGUGGGAAAGCUUUUUCCCAAAAGGCAUACCUCAUUGCACAUCAGAGACUUCACACAGGAGAGAAGCCUUAUGAAUGCAGUGAAUGUGGAAGAACUUUCUUUUUUAAGUCAGACCUGACCAAGCAUCAGAGAAUUCACACGGGAGAGAAACCAUAUGAAUGCAGUGAGUGCAAAAAAGCCUUCAGGAGCAAGUCAAAGCUCAUUCAGCAUCAGCGAACUCACACCGGAGAGAGACCAUAUGCAUGCAGUGAAUGUGGCAAAGCCUUUGCCCACAUGUCAGUGCUCAUUAAACAUAAGAAAACUCAUGCAAGAGAGAAAGCUAUAAAUUCACUGAAAGUGGCGAAACCUUCUUCAGGGAGUCAUAGCUCUUUAUAUAUGAGUGAACUUGCACAGGAGCAAAACCAGAUGAACACAGUACCUGCGGAAAUGUCUUCUUCGGGAACUCAGCCCUUGUUAAACCUCAGUGAGCUCCUCGGGGGUAGAAAUGUAGUGUUUCUGGAACAGCCUUUUCUAAGAAGUCAGGCCUCAGUAGCUAAUCGGGAAUUUGCACAGGGAAUAAGUCUUGCAAAUGCAGUUAAUGUGACCACACCUUCUGUAAUAAAAUACGUCUUAUAUGUUACAGACGUUGUGUAGGAAAGAAAAUCCUCUGGUACCAGAAUGUAUCUGAUUCUAGAACGGCCUUAAUAAGAAUCCUUACUCUGACACAUUCUGUCAGAGCUCAUUUGGGGCAGAAAUGCUAUGGAGACAGUGGUGGCAGAGGCUACGUCACCACUUAUUAAAUAUCCAUGAAAUCCCAGUGUGUGGAAAGGAAGCUAUUGUGGGAAGCCUUUUCCUGGAGAGGAUUAUCUCCAUUGGUAUAAAAGAAUUCCCACAGGACCAGAACAUGAGGAAAGAAUGUGAUGAUGUUUUCAGUGAUAAGUUGUACCUCAUCACAUGCCAGAGAAGUGUAGAAAAGACACCACCAGAGACACCGAAUACAGACAACAUUUUUAGUAAAAUACAGAAGAACCCAUAGGAAGGAGAAACCCCUGAAUACAAAAAAAGAUGGAAAUCCUAUCACCAAACUAACUAAUGUGUCACAAUUUUAUACCUUGGGAAUCUGGGAAAGACUUCUUUAAUAAAUGAAAACUUGGACACCA